Solanum tuberosum (potato) is the source of this 603-nucleotide messenger RNA. Its product is annotated as probable sphingolipid transporter spinster homolog 2. The transcript has 4 exons. The record is from RefSeq and is a predicted model, not a curated record. The coding region runs from base 16 to 489 and encodes 157 amino acids. Gene Ontology annotation, molecular function: transporter activity. NCBI's taxonomy places the organism in Eukaryota, Viridiplantae, Streptophyta, Magnoliopsida, Solanales, Solanaceae. Gene Ontology annotation, cellular component: membrane. Gene Ontology annotation, biological process: transmembrane transport.
CAAUUCCUGCCACUAAUGAUGUCAGUGUACUCUGUGCAGCUUCUUUCAGUGGCAACAUUUUUUGGAGCAAUAUUUUGCUUUGCUGCCUUUUGUUUUAAGAGCUUGUAUGCCUUCAUCGCUCUAUUUGCAAUAGGAGAAUUGUUAGUAUUUGCAACACAGGCCCCUGUAAAUUAUGUCUGUCUGCAUUGCGUCAAACCAAGUAUGAGACCAUUGUCUAUGGCUAUGUCCACUGUUUCGAUUCACAUAUUUGGUGAUGUGCCUUCCUCUCCUCUUGUGGGGGUUCUCCAGGAUCACAUUAGUAAUUGGAGAGUUACUGCUCUAAUCCUCACAUCGGUUCUGUUUCUGGCGUCUGGAAUAUGGUUUAUAGGGAUCUUUCUUCAUAGUGUUGAUAGAUUUAAUGAAGAAAAUGACCUUCAAGUUAGUGUUACUGACAGAUCAAACACAAUUCCACUACUUGGGGAGACAACUCAGUCUUUGAUAAAUCUUUGAUUUUCUCUUUUAUCAUUUUCUUUUGGGACUUGCAAAAUUGCUAUGUAAUUUCUUUGAUACUUAUCUAUCUUGUGUUUAGAUUCUGUUUAUGCAUCAAGGGAAGCUUGUUGUCUC